AUGGCCGCCCCUGCUGCUGUUGCUCCUCUUGAUCGUGUGUAUGGUGUCACAAACAUCAAGACACAUGUUCCGCUUCUCCUAGAUCUCGAUGAUGGGAAUUAUGAUGCUUGGCGUGAGUUAUUCAUGACCCAUUGCCAAAGCUUUGAUGUUGCAGGCCAUCUAAAUGGCACUCUGCUCCCAAACAACGAUGAUGAUGAAGCUUGGACAAAACGUGAUGGCGUUGUUAAGCUUUGGAUCUACGGAACCCUCUCCAAAGAUCUCUUUCGCAGCACGUUUAAAACUGGUGGGACUGCUCGCGAGAUCUGGAUUCGUCUUGAAACCUUCUUCCGUGACAACAAAGAAGCUAGGGCCGUUCAACUCGAUCACAAGCUCCGUACGCAAGAGAUAGGUGAUCUCACCAUUCAUGCCUAUUGCUAA
Molecule: messenger RNA, 417 nt
Organism: Brassica napus (rape)
Lineage: Eukaryota; Viridiplantae; Streptophyta; Magnoliopsida; Brassicales; Brassicaceae
Exons: 1
Coding region: 1-417 (138 amino acids)
Source: RefSeq, a predicted model, not a curated record